Mucor mucedo is the source of this 1930-nucleotide messenger RNA. RefSeq lists its product as uncharacterized. NCBI's taxonomy places the organism in Eukaryota, Fungi, Mucoromycota, Mucoromycetes, Mucorales, Mucoraceae. Bases 230 to 1930 code for a protein of 566 amino acids. The record is from RefSeq and is a predicted model, not a curated record. Gene Ontology annotation, molecular function: protein binding. The transcript is spliced from 10 exons.
CUAGGAUGCAAGGGAUGUACUAAGUUAUCUACAUUUUUAUUUAUAUGUUUCUCCAGACGUCCCUGAUGUGCCUAUUCGUAUUGCAUAGCACCAGUUAGCUGUUGGUUUUUGGGGAAAUAAAUACGCAAGAUAGCUAAAAAAAAAGAAAGACUACUCAGUGUGAAAAUAUUUUGUUCCUAUCAAUUUUUGGCAUUUAAAACAAGCAAGAAGUCAGAAUUUAUGGGCUGAUAUGAAUAUGGCUCUUUCGGAACUGAAGGAUGAGACGAAUGUCUGUAUGAAAAACGGAUUGAUUAUUAGCUUCAUAUUCUCACUCAGUCUAUCGGUUAAAGCAGAUGUAAUAACCCCUCGGCUUGGAUCAAAAUGUGCUUAUACAUUUAAUAAAAUAUACUGCUAUGGUGGAAAACUGGAAAAUAAACAGUACGAUAAUGACCUGUACAGUUUAAAUAUAAACAGUUUGUCAUCUGGGCCAGUAAGUGAUAUGAUUAGCAAAUGGGAAUUGGUUAUCGCAAACAAAAGCCCAGAUAUCCCUCAAGACGAAUACAGAUAUAAAAGCCAGUUUGUUCUUUUACCUGAUGGUUCAAUGUUUUUUGACGGUGGUUAUAAUGAGGAUAAUCCUCUUGUAGCUCAGAAUGUUACUUACAAUCCUCAGAAAAAUACAUGGACUGUAUUACCCGGUCCUGGCUUUAUUGAUAUUGAUAAUGGAGGCUAUAGACAAAUUCAUUCUGCUACUGCGGUAUAUAUUCCCAAUUACAAUAGAAUUGUAUUUUAUGGAGGAAUGCAACUAAAUGCUGUCCCAGGUUAUACCUACAGAGCGUAUGCAUAUGUACUUCCAAAUUUGACAUUUGAAACUACCUCAGAGCAACACCCUACAAAAAAACUUGUUGAAAGUAUUUAUGGACAUACCUUCAUCUUUAACCUGAACCUUGAUACGAGAGAAUGGGUCCAUCCAAGUACAACAAUUUUAACCAUACAAGACUUUUUACUUCUCAUUAGUGAUCAAACGGCUACCUAUCAUUCGGCCUCAAAAACAAUUAUUUACUUGGGAGGAAUCAGAAGAGAUGUAGCAACGCAUGUAAUCGGUAUGACGCAGAGUCCUGCCAAUAAUUGCAUAACUUUUAAUACUGAGAGUGGUGCAUGGAAAUCACAAGAAACAUUUGGAAUAAGGAAACCAACUGCUAGGUUCGGUCAUACCGCAACAAUGUUAAAUACAGGAGAUGAUAUUCUCAUGUAUGGAGUUUCUGCUGAUUAUUUAUAUACUGUGAAUUUGAUAACCUUCAAUUGGACAGUUUAUGAUAAUCCAUCAAACUCGAUAGGCCCAAGAGUCUUUCAUUCAGCUGUUCUUGUCAAUGACACAACUUUAUUUAUAAUGUUUGGCAGAAAAAAAUCAGAAACUGCUGACGCACUUGUUGCUUCAAAUGAUAUUAUGGUACUUAACGUAACAGACAUGUCUCUUCUUACAUCCCUGGACACCUAUCCUGCUCCCCUAAUUGGUGAUACUGUGACUAAUAAAACGAAUACAAAUGGCCAAGCUGAUGGUCGACUUGAUGGCCAAUCUGAUAGUCAAGCUAACAGUCAAUCCGACGCUGAUAAACAUAAGGGUCUCUCUGCUGGUGCUAUUACUGGGAUAGCGGUUGGUAGUGUGGCAGUGAUUGCUAUUAUAGUCUUAGCUGCAAUCUAUCGUAAAAAAACUAGGGCUAAAGAAGAGAAAACAGAGGAGAUUCAGGUUGAUUGGGAUGCCAUAGAGGGUGAGUAUAGAGAGGACCCACCAUACGGUGGGAAUUUUUUCGCGGGCUCUGCCAACAUGACCAGAACAGUUGUAACACCUAACGUAUACGAAAAAUCAAGUCAAUCUUACAAUGCCCACCCAAUAGCUUUGGCAGAUUCAAACAUAAUUAAACCUGAUCAGAAGGAUUUAAAAACACGACUCUAA